AGUCGCAUUUCAACUCUCAAAUACAAUAGUUCAUCAGCGUGAGUUUGUAAAAGAUAUAAUUGCAACAUGGAAAAAAUAACAAAUAAAUGUGCAAAUACACCAAAAUGGUUGUGUAAAGAAUUGUUUAUGGAUAUUUUGAAACGAAAAUUUAGUUGUGAUGAAAUUCAAAAUCUAAAAGUGUCUCCAGCAUUAUCACCAGGUGAAAACUAUGCAGCUGUGAUGCUACGCGUGGAAAUUGAAAUGAAUCUCACAAACACAAGCAAAUACGUGACUUUCAUGUUGAAAGUGCCACAUGAUAAAGAAAUGCUGAAUACACUAGUAAAGGAACAUAAACUUUUCGUUGUAGAAAAUGUAGUAUAUUUCGAUCUCUUACCACAAUUUGAAGAAUUAUAUCGGAAGUGUGGUGUUACUGUGAAAUUUGGACCACAAGCUUAUAAACUUGAAACAAAUGAAAACUAUGUCUUACUUGAAGAUUUGUGUCAAUAUGGCUUUAAAAAUGUCAAACGUCAAGAUGGUCUUGAUAUGCAGCAUACCAAAUCUGUACUUAGUAAAUUGGCUCAAUUUCAUGCUGCCUCGGCUGUGUACGUGGAAACUAAGGGAUUAUUUUCACCCAUGUUUACAGUUGGAGUUUUUACAGAAACCGUACGUGCUGAGGCUAAGACAUUACACAAUGGUUUUGUCAAUUCAUUUUUGAAAAUUUUGAAACAAUAUUUGGGAAAUGAAUACUACUGGGCAGACUUGGAAAAAUUUGUACCUCAACAAUUUGAUCUACAUUACCAAAUAACAAAAAUUGACUCAAAUGAUUUUAAUGUUUUGAAUCAUGGAGAUUGCUGGAUUAAUAAUUUUAUGUUCCAAUAUAAUGCCGAAAAAAGUAUACAAGAAACCUAUUUUGUAGAUUUUCAAAUACCGAAAUAUGGUUCCCCAGCACAGGAUUUAUUGACGUUAAUACUAUCUUCUGUCAACUACAGCUUAAAAAUUCAGCAUUUUGAUUAUUUUAUAAAAUAUUAUCAUGAAAACUUGGUUCAGAACUUAAACUUAUUAGGUUAUUCAAAAACAAUCCCAACUUUAAGGGACAUACAUAUUGCGCUUUUUAAAUAUGGUUUAUGGGGUUUCAGCACAGUUACUGGUGUCAUGGCUUCUGUCUUGGUGGAACCUUGCGAAAAUGCUACAUAUGAGAAUUUUCAUAGCGAUACGGCAGAAGGGCGUGACUUUAGAAAUAAAUUAUUUUCAAAUGUAAGAUAUCGAGAACAUGUUAAAAUAUUAUUACCGUGGCUUUACAAUCGUGGAGUUAUAUCAUCGUAAAAUAAUAUUUUUUAUAUAGUAUAUUAUAUAGUAUAGUAGC
Teleopsis dalmanni is the source of this 1342-nucleotide messenger RNA. RefSeq lists its product as uncharacterized. The record is from RefSeq and is a predicted model, not a curated record. Lineage: Eukaryota; Metazoa; Arthropoda; Insecta; Diptera; Diopsidae. The coding region runs from base 67 to 1302 and encodes 411 amino acids. The transcript has 4 exons.